AUGACAACGACGCCAGAGCAACUUCAGAAUGGCGGCCUCAAACUUCCACCAUUUCCGCCUAGGGAGUACCCAGCGGGAAUCUCUAAUCCUCCGCCAAAAGUGGACUUGUCGGAGAACGAGGCGCAAGAUUUGAAAACAAAUAUCUAUGCCCAGUUGGAUGAAUUCGAUGGGUACGAGGAAUAUAGCACGCCGUUCACAAUCCAACGUCUAUGCGAACUAUGCGUCGAUCCGCGAAAACACUAUAAGUACAUCGGCAAGUACUUGAGGGCGGUCGAGAAGACCCUUCUCAUUACCUCAACAUGGGACAGCUUCCCUCCAUUAUCCGAGAUAGACAGCACGUACUCUCCAGUCGGCCAUUCGUCGAUCAGCACCUCUACCGUGUCAGCCCCCAAUACCCCGAUGUUCUCCCCUAUCCCAUUCCUUCAUGAAGAUGCCCGCCGAUCGAAGUCGCGCAGUCCACCUCCGAGUCCUCUGGUUCUUCCUGCAACUAUUGCCGGUGGUCUCAGCGGGGCGGACGAAAGCGCAGACGUCAAAGCUCUAGGUCUUGUCGACGAGCUGGAUGAUCCAAGCCCAGGUCACUUGAGUGACCACAUAGAGCCCAUCUCUUCGACGACGACGGUGGAUUCAAGACCGUUGCACGGGACCCUGGAGGAGCGCUUCGUGAAAGCUUCGGAGGGAGCAAGCGCAGGCGAAGGGGAGCCGAGUGGGGAUGUGCCGAUGGCGCAAGACGAGGAUGAAGGGAAAGAGAACAGGGCUGUCUGA
Dichomitus squalens LYAD-421 SS1 is the source of this 762-nucleotide messenger RNA. RefSeq names its product PPP4R2-domain-containing protein. NCBI's taxonomy places the organism in Eukaryota, Fungi, Basidiomycota, Agaricomycetes, Polyporales, Polyporaceae. Gene Ontology annotation, cellular component: protein phosphatase 4 complex; cytoplasm; nucleus. The transcript has 2 exons. Gene Ontology annotation, biological process: protein dephosphorylation. Gene Ontology annotation, molecular function: protein phosphatase regulator activity. The record is from RefSeq and is a predicted model, not a curated record. Bases 1 to 762 code for a protein of 253 amino acids.